Molecule: messenger RNA, 2196 nt
Organism: Nicotiana tabacum (common tobacco)
Lineage: Eukaryota; Viridiplantae; Streptophyta; Magnoliopsida; Solanales; Solanaceae
Source: RefSeq, a predicted model, not a curated record
GUUAUAAAACCUGAUAUGAUGAACCUUUGAAGAAUAAAGUUAUCUGUAUGCAAAGCCAUGCUAUAAAAUCUUGCAUGUUAAGCCUGUGUUAGAAACUUAUCAUGUAAACUUGCCUAGAAAUGCUAUGGAGUUUAAUCUUUUCCUCUUGUUAUGACUCUUUGAGCCUUGGCAUGAAUGUGACAAAAUUCUAUCUAUUUGUUCUCAUCAACAUUAAAACGCCAACCAGUUACAUGAUCUGCCUGUUUUGUUGAUCAGUAGAUAGGUUUCUACUGGCAUGUUUAUUUCUAUGUUGGUGUUAACUGUUACUUGCUGUGCACUUUCACACGUUAAAACGGAGUUUUUAAAUGGAUCUACAGCUAAUAUGUGUCCAAUGAAUUUUAUUUUGUGUAGAAGCGGCAAAACAGGUAUAUAAUCGGUAAAUGAGUAUGCUAAUUUGUAACCUGUACUCAUUUUACUAGCCAUAGAUUUAGGAUCUAUCAACCAUUUACCUAUUUUUUCCACCUCUAGAUAUUGGUAGAGUAGAUUAAUAUAUGAGAGACUAGAAAAAAUGAAUAUUGUGCUUAUGUGCUUUAUAAUUUCCAUUCAUGUGUCAGGUAGAAUUUUGUUGACAUAUACGUUUAUUACUCUCAAGUUUCAGUAUCAUCCUUGAAAACAAGCAGUUUUAGUUUUAUGGAAAGUUUCUAUUGUCCCAAAAAGCAUUUAACUGCACAUUUGUGCGUGUUAACAUUUUUGGCUCCUUAUUUAUUUGUUUAUUUAAUCUCCAUCCCAUUUCUUCUUUUAGCCGUUCUCCGGGCUCAGGUGAUAGGGUAUCUAGAUUGAAUGGAGGUCUAGAACAUUGAUAAAAUAUUUGCAUGUAUAAACUUGACACGGGAUUUGUUACAAUUAUGAAAUACAUUCGAUCACUACCUCCUCACACCCUUCCAGUUCAAUCAGUACCAUUAUCUCCUAAUGUUUAGCUAGUAAAUUGAACACUGUAGGUGUUUUACCUUUGGCUUUAGUUUUUGACUAUGUUUUGGAUGCAAUGGUCAUUUCCAGGAAAUAGAUUUUGGCUUUAUUCUGCAGAUCAGAACGUUUUUAUGUAUGCUUUAAAGCUCGAUCCUCGUGAUCUUUGCACGGAACACUCGUGAGGAGUGCCACUUGCCUUUUCAUCUGUUACAACUCUGCCACUUGCAUCAGUAUUCCUUCCAGAUGCAUGCACACUUCAUUUCACUGUUCUAUAUAUCGUUCAGGUGCUGGAUAUGAACUACAUAACCCAUUUCCAGUAAUUCCACUGGCUUCCCUCUGUCCCUGAAUAACGGUAGUCUAACCUUUCUCUUUUUCACCAGAGACUCGCUCCAAAUUAUCAGUGUCUUCAUCAGAUGAAAUUUUUGUUUUGACAUCUGCUAUCAGCUUUCGUUUACUUGGUACAUUACUGGAACGUCAGAGGAUCAGGACUUUGUAUCGGAGAAAGAUCUGGAUCAUUUUCUGCAACUUCUAGAUGGGUGCACCCUCUCCAGCUUUUCAAAGGCGAGACAAACCUAGGCGUGUAGACCUGUACUUUUCAAGUUGGGUUGUUAAGCCUGUGGAAUCAAAGAAAGGGGAUGGACUACUGUCUGCAUGUGAGGUCACACUAUUUCAGUAUGAAGAUGUGGGCAUCCCAAAAGAUGUAGCAUGGUUAGGGAUUCGUCAGGGGCUCUGGCGUACUGUCAAGAAGUUGCACAAUGGCCUCCGAGCAUAUCAGGAUGCAAGGAAGUCAGAGGCAGCGGUUUCCAGGUGUGCAAUGAUGACAAGAAUCACUGCAAAAAUAUCAUCUGAUGUAGGUACUGGUACUUUGGAGCGAGUCUCUGGUGAAGAAGAGAAACGUGAGACUAACGAUAUCCAGGGUCAGAGAGGAGGUGGCGGCAUCAAGUGGAAAUAUGGGAAGUAUUCCUACGCUGUUGAUUUGAGCUUUGACCACGUUCCAUUUCGUAAGUGUUCCUUCUUUGGGCUAGCUUCCGAGGGAACAAGUUUUCAGUUUCACGAACUCCACGAGGAUUAAUCUCAUCAUGUCUCAAAUGGACAAACAAUAUUUUGUACAUUGAGACCCAACAUCACUUGUUUUUAUUGUUGUUAGUAGUGUGAAUUUCGUGUUCUCAAUUUGGAUAGUUAUGGUUUCUAACUUAUGUAUUAGAUCAUUUUGACAAGCAGCACAGAGAUCAAAUUGUUCACUUCUCUUGA